Messenger RNA from Priapulus caudatus, 1583 nucleotides. RefSeq lists its product as uncharacterized. The record is from RefSeq and is a predicted model, not a curated record. The transcript has 2 exons. NCBI's taxonomy places the organism in Eukaryota, Metazoa, Priapulida, Priapulimorpha, Priapulimorphida, Priapulidae. Bases 50 to 1528 code for a protein of 492 amino acids.
CCAUAUUGGAUUACACACAAAUUUUUAUUAUUGAUAACAUUUUCUAGUCAUGGUAAACUUUUGUGCUAUUUACCGUUGUGGAAGUAGAGGGGAUAGAGACAAAAAAUCUUUUUAUCGUUUGCCAGCUGUUAUUACAGGACAAUGUGAAAAAACUCUGGAACUCUCACAGAAACGGCGUGCGAAAUGGCUGGCUAAUGUAUCACGUAGCAUUAAAACUAGCAAUUUACCCUACGUGCGAAUUUGUUCUGAUCACUUCAUUACCGGUAAGCCUUCAACUCUGUUUGACUGCACUAAUCCAGACUGGGCACCUACUAUAAACCUUGGUCAUGACAAAGUUACAGAAGCUUCGGCAGCACGUGACUCGAAGAGAUAUAAAAGAACACUUGGGAGAGAGGAAAAGAAGAAAAGCUUUGACGCAGCUUCAGCAUUACUUCAACUGCAGAUUCCCUAUGAUGAAGAUGAGCCAGGGUCUACCAACACUGUACAUGAGAUAGCAACAGAAAUACCCACUCAGACAGACUUGAAGGCUGCUGCUAUCGCAGCGAUGCAGACAGAGCUUCAGCGUCUACUUACUGAAAAUAAAAACUUGAAACAACAAUUGUCAAGUGAAAAAAUGAAGUUUGAUUUGAAUUUUUUUAAUGAUGAAGAUGAUGAUGAAAAGGUAAAAUAUUACACAGGGCUUCCAGACUUUCGCACACUUAAAAUUUUAUACCAAUAUGUAGAACCUUACAUUCCUCACAGCAGGGCGAGUGUUCUAACCAAGUUCCAACAAUUGAGUCUGUGUCUGGUGAAGCUUAGGCUAAACCUCUCUCAUAUGGACAUUGGACAACGAUUCGGCAUCAACAAAUCCUCUGCAUCAAGGCUUUUUUUAUGCAUGAUAGAUGUUUUACACGCUCGACUCCAACCACUGAUUCAUUGGCCAGAACGUGAACAGCUUAGAGAGACGAUGCCAAUGUCUUUUCGUGUCAAUUUUGGUACUAAGGUGGCAAUUAUUAUUGAUUGUUUUGAAGUGUUCUUAGAAAGACCAUCGAAUCUUUCAGCUCGUGCCUUAACAUGGUCAUCUUAUAAACACAACAACACUGUCAAGUUCCUCAUAGGCAUUACACCUCAGGGCAGCAUAUCUUAUCUUUCAAAGGGAUGGGGUGGGAGGACAAGUGAUAAACAUGUGACAGAACAGUGUGGUAUUCUCUCCCAGUUGAAUCCUGGUGAUGUUGUUCUGGCUGACCGAGGAUUUGAUAUUGCAGACAGUGUAGGAAUGAUGGGUGCAGAGCUAUGUAUUCCAGCAUUCACCAGGGGUAAAAAACAACUAAGUGGUGAUGAAGUAGAGAAAACCAGAAAGAUUGCCAAUGUAAGAAUACAUGUUGAAAGAGUAAUUGGAUCUCUGCGACAGAAAUACACAAUACUUCAAACCACAUUGCCAAUAGACCUAAUGGCAACAGAUGACAAGAAGAAUACAACUAUAGACAAAAUUGUAAUUGUGUGUGCUGCAUUAACUAACCUUUGUCCAUCUGUUGUACCAUUUAACUGAUAUGUUGUUUUGCAGUUUUUCGUGUAUUGCUGCUAAUGUUGCAUUGUAGUGUAAA